This is a messenger RNA of Salarias fasciatus (jewelled blenny), 3036 nucleotides long. RefSeq names its product potassium voltage-gated channel, Shab-related subfamily, member 1 (gene kcnb1). Gene Ontology annotation, cellular component: voltage-gated potassium channel complex; membrane. The record is from RefSeq and is a predicted model, not a curated record. Gene Ontology annotation, biological process: potassium ion transmembrane transport; protein homooligomerization; action potential. Lineage: Eukaryota; Metazoa; Chordata; Actinopteri; Blenniiformes; Blenniidae. Gene Ontology annotation, molecular function: protein binding; delayed rectifier potassium channel activity. The transcript has 3 exons. Bases 152 to 2647 code for a protein of 831 amino acids.
GAGCUCGGAGCUGCCAUGGAUCCACCUUCACAGAGAUGCUGCGCCUCCUCGCACAGCUGACCGGGAACACAGACACCAUUAUGAAUGAAAAGAAGACUGACUCUAACCCGUAACCCUGGCUGUUUACAUACUCCCUCAACCUAAAGUCAUCAUGGAGAAGUCCCUGGCAGAGCUCAACAAAGCGGGCUCCCGCUCGACGUCGUCACUGCCGCCUGAACCAGUGGACAUCAUUCGAAGCAAGUCAUGUUUCCGCAGAGUCAGGCUGAAUGUCGGGGGUCUCCCACAUGAAGUCUUGUGGCGAACGUUAGACAGGCUGCCGCGGACACGUUUGGGGAAGUUGAGAGAUUGCAACUCCCAUGAAUCUCUGAUGGAAGUGUGCGAUGACUACAAUCUGGAGGAGAACGAGUACUUUUUCGAUCGACAUCCGGGGGCGUUCACCUCAAUUCUGAACUUUUAUCGCACGGGUAAACUUCACAUGAUGGAGGAAAUGUGCGCCCUGUCAUUCAGUCAAGAGCUCGACUACUGGGGCAUCGACGAGAUCUACCUGGAGUCGUGUUGUCAGGCGAGGUACCACCAGAAGAAGGAGCAAAUGAACGAGGAGCUCAAAAGGGAGGCGGACAACUUAAAAGACAGAGAGGGAGAGGAAUUCGACAACACCUGCUGUGCUGAAAAACGGAAGAAACUGUGGGACCUUCUGGAAAAGCCCAGCUCAUCUGUGGCAGCAAAGAUCUUGGCCAUCAUUUCUAUCCUCUUCAUCGUCCUGUCUACCAUCGCCCUGUCCCUGAACACCCUGCCUGAGCUGCAGGGCACGGAUGAGUUUGGCCAAUCAACAGACAACCCGAAACUGGCCCAUGUGGAGGCUGUGUGCAUCGCCUGGUUUACCAUGGAGUACCUGCUUCGGUUCCUCUCCUCGCCCAACAAAUGGAAGUUCUUCAAGGGUCCUCUAAACGUCAUUGACCUGUUGGCUAUUCUACCCUACUACGUCACCAUAUUUCUGACAGAGUCCAACAAAAGUGUGUUGCAAUUUCAGAACGUCCGGCGUGUUGUUCAGAUUUUUAGGAUCAUGCGUAUCCUUCGUAUCCUGAAGCUGGCUCGUCACUCCACAGGUCUUCAGUCUCUGGGCUUCACACUUAGAAGGAGUUACAAUGAGCUGGGCUUACUCAUCCUUUUCCUGGCAAUGGGCAUCAUGAUCUUUUCAAGUUUGGUAUUUUUUGCUGAGAAGGAUGAGGAGGAUACAAAAUUUAAAAGCAUUCCAGCUUCUUUCUGGUGGGCUACUAUUACAAUGACUACAGUAGGUUAUGGGGAUAUCUACCCUAAAACUCUCUUGGGAAAAAUUGUGGGAGGAUUAUGCUGCAUAGCUGGAGUGCUUGUGAUUGCCCUACCUAUUCCCAUCAUUGUAAAUAACUUUUCUGAAUUCUACAAGGAGCAGAAGAGGCAAGAAAAAGCACUUAAAAGAAGGGAGGCCCUGGAGAGGGCGAAAAGAAAUGGUAGCAUCGUUUCAAUGAACCUGAAAGAGGCGUUUGCUCGCAGUUCAGAACUAAUGGAUGUUGUGGUGGAGAAAAGUGAGAGGCCACAUGACAAUCACCUCUCUCCAAGCCGUUGGAAAUGGACUCCCAAGAGGGCCACCUCUGAGACAAGCUCCAACCGCUCUUUCAAUGCACAGGAGUUAGGCUCUCCCAGCAAGGCUCGAGACACCAGUCCCCAGAGGUUAAAUGUUCAGAAGCUAGAGGAGAUGUACAACCAGAUGGCAAAGACACAGUCACAGCCAAACCUCAAUGCUAAAGACAAGAACUCAAGAGUGGGUAAACAAAGGGACGAAAUUGAACUGGGAGCCAUCCAAGAUCACGGGCCACCUGUGCUAGGAACCAGAGAGGGAGUCGGGGACAUGAAAAGCUUAUCGAGCAUUGACAGCUACAUCAGCUGUGCGACAGACUUCCAGGAGAAUCCCCGUUUCCUCCACAGCCCGGGGAUGGACCUUGGUCUUCAGGAAAGCAACCGCUUUUCAUUCAGUACAGCUUUGUCCCAUCAACCUGCUGUAAAAACAGGUCAGCAAACCACAGGAGACCGUGACCCUGUGUUCACUCCUGUGUCUGUCACAAAGUCCUCAUGUCCAGAGAACACAAGGAAAUUCUUUUUCUCUGGAAAUUCCUCAAAAAGCCUUAUCCCCAAAGGAGGCAGCCGCAGCGAUGCAGAUUCAGGACCAUCCCCACUUUCGGACAGCUCAGUGGUGUCAGACCACUCUCUGUUAAGCCCUGAGCUCUCUGUCUACACUACUGCCAGUAGCCGAACCCCGCCAAAAUCUCCAGAAGGGAUCGCCCUCGCCCCGACAGUCUUCACCUUCCACGACUCCUCCAUCAGCAAAUACAUAGACGCUGAUACAGAUGAUGACGAGCAUCUCCGUGACAUCUCUGACACCAGUCCCUCAGAGCGUCUGCUGGCUGGUGGAAGCCCAAAGCGCAGCAUCAAUAUAAAUUACCAGCGGGGCUCCAACCAUUUAGAAGCAGCCCAGAAAAUGCUGGGACAGAACUGUCUGUUCCCCCUGGAAGGGAUUCGUGGGAUAGCUCACGAGAAUCACAUAGGACCUGAGGUGGCACGUAGACCAAAGGUUGAAAGGGGGCGUCAAAAUACUUUGGAUAAAAGCCUCUGAGGCGCGAGUGAAACAGAAAUAAACAGGAAGCUGGAGACAGAGUGUUUGUGACAGAGACACUGAACAGGCCAAAACACUCUAGAAGCGAAGCCAGAGACAAACAAAAACGGUCUCACGGAAACAUUUCACAAAACACCUGAGCUUGCCACUGGGUAAUAAGCUCCAGGGGAACAUGUGUGGAGAAUACUCUGGGAGAAAAACAUUUCUAAAUUGGAGAAUGUCACUGCCCCUUCUUCAGCUCAUUCCUAUUAGUGGUAUUCCAUAUCCACACAGCGAAAGAGCACUCCCAAGCAGGCAAUGGGUCUGUUCAGAGAAGCAGAGCUGCCACAGAAAAUCAGCCGAGGUGAUAACUGAUGUAACCCAACACAAAAUGAUGGCUUUUAACUGCA